Beta vulgaris subsp. vulgaris (sugar beet) is the source of this 1390-nucleotide messenger RNA. Its product is annotated as auxin-responsive protein IAA27. The record is from RefSeq and is a predicted model, not a curated record. The transcript has 5 exons. Gene Ontology annotation, cellular component: nucleus. Bases 219 to 1163 code for a protein of 314 amino acids. NCBI's taxonomy places the organism in Eukaryota, Viridiplantae, Streptophyta, Magnoliopsida, Caryophyllales, Amaranthaceae. Gene Ontology annotation, molecular function: protein binding. Gene Ontology annotation, biological process: regulation of DNA-templated transcription.
UAAAAAUUUGGAGGGGGCAAAGAGCUACAGAAAGGCCAAAGAAGGUUCUUUUCUGCAUCAAAUCCAGUUUUUAAUAAGUGCAUAUCUUGUGCUCUUUCUCUCUCUUACUACCCAGUUUUUACAUUAUAUUCUCUCUCAUCUUCUUUUUCUACAUUCACUUGUUACAAGGUUUUCUUUACUGGGUUUUCUGUAAUUCAAAGUGCUGAACUUUAAGUUUAAUGUCUAGGCCAUUAGAACAUGAUUACAUAGGUUUAUCAGAGGUUUCUUCCAUGGAAAACUCUGUUAAACUUCUCUCUCCAAAACCAUCUUCUUUCUCUUCAAAACGCAGUGCUUUGAAGACUGAGUUGAGUCUUGGGUUACCAGGUUGUGAGUCACCUGAAAGGAAACCUCUUUCUGGGGUUACUAUUUUUGGUAAGGAUUUUGAAGGAAAUACCCAAAAUGGGUACUCAAUUGGGUCACCUAAGGGUUUUGCUUCAGGGGCAAAAAGGGGUUUUUCUGAUGCAAUUGAUGGUUGUGAAAAAUGGGUUUUUUCUAUUAAUGGAAAAUCUGACACUAAUUUGAGUAAAGAUGGUAAGAAUUUUAGUGGUGUUGAGAAUAACAAUGCCCAGAAAUUGGUUUCUUCAUCUCCUAAUUCUGUUCAGGAAAAGCAGCCUCAAGUUUCUGCUAAUGAAAAUGGUAGUGCUCCUGCUGCAAAAGCACAGGUUGUGGGGUGGCCACCAAUUCGAUCUUUCCGCAAGAAUACUCUAGCUUCUACUUCUGUGAAGAACAACGAGCAGACGGAGGAGAAAACAGCGGCUGCUUGCAACUAUGUCAAGGUUAGCAUGGAUGGUGCUCCAUACUUGAGGAAGGUUGAUCUUCAAACCUAUAGAAACUAUAUGGAACUCUCUUCUGCUCUAGAGAAAAUGUUUAACUGCUUUAUAUCAGGUCAGUAUGGUUCAAAUGGGAAUGGAAAGAAGGAUGGGAUGGGUGAGAGCCAUUCAACAGAUCUCCAAAAUGCUGAAUAUGUGCUGACAUACGAAGACAAGGAUGGUGAUUGGAUGUUAGUUGGUGAUGUCCCAUGGAGGAUGUUCACAGAGAACUGCAGGAAACUCCGGAUCAUGAAAGGGUCAGAAGCUAUUGGACUAGCUCCAAAUGCAGCUGAAAAGUGUAAGACUGAAGCCUGAGAAUAGUUGCAGGCAGCACCUAAGGAACUAAACAAGGAGGCACUAGUGGAACACAGGGAGCCUUCAAGAGGUUUUGAAAAGUAGGGAGUGUUGUGAGUUAACUAGAUUUUUAUGGUUGUGAAAAAUUAUUGUGUACUAGAUAACAUACAUUAUUGUAGACUAUUUAAGCUCUUAUAUUGACCUACUGAAUUUGGGUGUGCAUAAAUCAAUCCCUCUCUUUUAUGGUA